Messenger RNA from Limanda limanda (common dab), 2782 nucleotides. RefSeq names its product sialic acid-binding Ig-like lectin 5. The record is from RefSeq and is a predicted model, not a curated record. The transcript has 12 exons. Bases 1 to 2277 code for a protein of 758 amino acids. Lineage: Eukaryota; Metazoa; Chordata; Actinopteri; Pleuronectiformes; Pleuronectidae.
AUGGGUUCGUUGGAGGAAGAAGAAGAAGAAGAGAAGAACUUUCAUCAAAUCAGGAUGCUUGUUCUCAUCUGGGCGAUUCUGCUUUUCUCUGUGACAGGUUCUUCAGUGUGGGGGAAAACAAGUUGUUGGAAGGAUUACUGUAACACUCUAGUUGAAGGAGAAAUAUCAGCGGAGGCCGGACUCUGUGUCGUGAUACCAUGCUCCUUCACUGUUCCUCGUGGUGUCCAAAUCUCACAUAUAGUUUGGUUUAAAUGUGAAUCGACUAAAGAGAGAUGUGAUGAUGGAGACAUGAUUUUCAACAGUGACACCUCCAGCGAUCAGGUUCAGUUGGAGUUUAAAGGACGAGUGUCACUGCUGGAGUCUGAUGUGAAACAGAAAAACUGCAGCAUCAUCGUCAAUGACCUGAAGAAGUCGGACUCUGGAAGAUAUCAACACAGAGUUAUCGCUCUAGAGAGUAAAGCUUCAUUAACAUUCUCUCAAACAGCAACUGUCUCUGUUAAAGGUCUGAGUCAGAGGCCCACAGUGAUGAUUCCCACUCUGAAAGAAGGACAGCAGACCACACUGACCUGCACUGCUCCUGGUCUCUGCUCUGGAUCUGAACCUACAUUCACCUGGAGAUGGCGAGGAAGAGGAGAGAGCGACGCCUACCUCACAGGAAACAUCACGGCCAUCGAAACUGAGAACGUGGCUGCGUUCGCCAAGAGAAGCAGCUCGACUCUGUUCUUUUCCCCUUCAGCUGAACAUCACGGAACCAACAUCACCUGCACGGUCCUCUUCCAAGGAAACGUGGACACAGAGAAGACGGCGACUCUGAGUGUGACCUAUGUGAAGGAAGUCCGAAUAACCCAGAAUGCAAGUGUUAGUGAGGGCGAGACGCUGAAUCUGACGUGUGAGGUUGACAGUUUCCCUCCAUCGCUGAUCACGUGGACUAAAGUUUCUGAUCAAAGCAGCAGAAAUGGAACAGGAACAACUCUGCAGAAAAACACCUUCAGUGACUCAGCUCAUGACUCAGCUCAGCUCACAGAAGAAAGAGGAACUGCCACUCUCUCUCUCUUUAAUGUCAAAGCAGAGGAUUCUGGACAAUACGUUUGCACAGUGACACACAUGAACAGCACCUGGAAGCAAAAUGUCAACGUAACAGUAAUCUACAUGGGAGAUCCAGUGAUCACUGGAGACUUGGUAGUAAAGGAGGGAGCUGAUCUGAAUCUGACUUGCAGGGGCAACAGUUUCCCUCCAUCUCAUGUAGCGUGGACUGAAUUUGACUCCAGCACAAACCCGCCCAAAGGAACCGACCUGAAGAACGACUCUGGCUCGUCCACACUCAUCAUCCCUAAUGUGACUGCAGAACAUUCAGGACAUUACAUCUGCACAGCAAAACAUGGAGACAGGACCGCGACUAGAACUGCUGACGUAGUGGUGACUUGGGGUCCCAAGAUCUUAACCAGCUCUGAAUGUGUGGUCCAGUCGGGGGUCCUGACCUGUGUGUGCAUCAGUGACGGGUUUCCUCUACCCGCCAUCAGAUGGCCGCUGCUGGAGGACCAGACUGUGUACUCAGUCAUUACCACCGUGUCAAACUACACUGUGAACAGUACCGUCAUCGUGAAAGGCCAAAAUGACAGCUCUGUCCAGUGUGUCAGCGACAACACAAAUGGGAAAGCAAGAGAGAACAUCAACACCCGAAUAAAGUCAUCUGUGCCAUCACAUGGCGAUCUACCCACAGAAUUAGUUGAAAGAUGGGCGCAAACCAUCGGUGCCUUUUUGAUCGGUGUUCUUCUCUCAGCCGUCGUUUUCUGUUUGGCAAAAAGAUGCAACCGAAAGAAACAGAAGAGCCCUGGGAAUCGGCAUGAGACAAUUGACAUGACUAAUCAUGAGGAUCCACUGGUACAUAACGGACAAGCAGCAAAAGAUGCUCAGACCCGCGGCCGAAAGAGAGCUGAGGCUGGAUCUGUGGCAGCAGGGGCAAGAGUCCGUGAACUCGGCAGUGGGCCACAAGACGGGGAGUACGCCAGCAUCGAUUUCUCACUGCUGAAAAGCAAGCGCCCCAGGGAUGCAGCAAAUAAGCCAGAAACCACUGAGACGGAAUAUGCUGAAAUCCAAAAACAAGUAAAAGAGGAAAGAGAAGAUGGUGGUUCUGAGGAAGGUGAGGUGUUGGAGGAGGAGGAGGAGGAAGAGGAGGAGGAGGAGGAGGACGAGACGAAUCAUUUUGUCCCAGAGGAGGAGGAAGCGGAGGCCAUGGAAUUGUACUCCAACGUAAAGGAUUUAAGGGCUGAGAUGUAAGGAUUUUAAUUUUUUGAAGGUGCUUGAGGAUAAAAUGCUCUGAUCGGAUGUCAGGAAGGAUGGAUACGAGAUUCAGCCUGUGAUAAACAGACAAGACAUAGAACACCUCUUUACUUAAGGGGCAUCUGCAUCUGUUCAACUAAAGGUCUACUGGAAGUUGGGCAGAAUAUACUUAUUCAAGUGUUAUUAUGCUUUAGUGUCUUUGCUUUGUAGAAACAUGUAGCUGCUAAAUGUGCAUUAUGCAAAUGUGGGACUUUGUGACGUGUCAGGUGACAACACGGUUAAGUGGAAGUAUCAGCCGGUCUACUGACGAGACGUUUCAGGUGUUGGUUGUCAUGACUACAACUGAGCAGGAGGCCUCUCAGUAAAAGUGGCGACCCGCGCUCGGAGAGGUCACCAAUCACAAAGGAGUGGACGUUAUGGGAGGAUGGCUUAGAGCUUUGGCUUUUGUGGACGGUCCAAGUAUAUUUAUCUGUUGUUGAUAAUAAAUAUCUGUAUUUUUAAA